AAACUUCUGUCUGAUUUGAACGGCACCUCUUCGCGCGUGCUUGCGCGGUGCAUUGUGGGAUGAGAAUAAACGCCAAUAAGAGCACUUGCCCAUUAUCGCCUAUUUCUGUCGUCUGUCCGUCAUCCCUCUACACCGUCAAACCUGGACAGAUAUAUAGGCACCUUUAAUACUUUUUUGUACGAGCCAUCACAUUUGUCGGAUUAUGGGACAAAAGUUGCCUUAUUUUGGUGUUUUUUUCGCAACAUUUGGAUUCUGAAGUCAGAAAUGUUCUGUUGGUGUACAAUAUUUAUUUGAAUUAUUAUCUAUGAAUCUAAGUGUGUUGAAUAGGGUUAACCUGAAAUCUGAGUGCGAGGGCAGUGUGACCCGCCCUGGCAUGUACAGGGAGUGGGCUUCCCUGAGCUCUCGCCUGCUGAAUGGCAGUGAAGAAGGGCACAGCGUUUUGGAAAAAUUUCCUGGAAAUGCUGGUAAAGAUGUAUCACUGGCAAUUAUUCGUCAGCUGGCAUCAAAUGUUGGAAUAUCACAACCCCCACAACCAAGCAACCUUAUUACUGACAGAGAAGUACAGUGGUGUAUGGAGGUGAUCUGUUUUGGUCUUAGUCUUCCAUUAAGUGAACAUGACACUAUUAGGGAUUGCGUCAAUGUUUAUUGUGAAUGGCUCUCUGCUCUUUUGCCAUCACCAAAAGUCAGUGUUCCAAAGCCUGUUGUUGAAGACCCAGAUCUGUACGCUCGUCGAAUAAUUGCUCAUUUUCAUAAUCUGUUUGUUCCUCGCAAAGGGGAAGCGUGGACCUUCCUGUAUUCAGAUUUAGGGGCUGAUACUAUCAAUCGUCAAGCAGUACUGUGUCAUAGAGUCCUUCGUACUCUACAACAUAUUGCUCAGACCUCUGCUGCACUUUCUCGUGAGACUUGGGAAGCCUUACUUCUAUUCUUGCUUGCUAUUAAUGAUACAUUAUUAGCACCCCCUACUGUAAAAGAUGAUGUUGGGGACCAACUCUGUGAAAGAGUUCUUAGUGUGCUCCUUGAGGUUUGGCUGUUAGCCUGUGCUCGGUGUUUUCCAUCACCGCCUUUAUGGAAGACUUUACGAGAGAUGUGUCAUAAUUGGAGGCACCGAGUUGCUCUGGUUGAACAAUGGAACAGAGUUAACCUCGCUCUAACUUCAAGGCUCAUUCAAUUUGUGUAUGGACCUUCAUUCCCUGAACUGAAAAUAACUGAGGAGGAUGCCCAACUUGUUCCAUCUGAUAUGACACCAGAUUGCAUUUCACAGAGUUGGUUCAGGUUUCUACAUACUCUAGGCAAUCCUGCUCAGUUAUGCCGGCCAGGAGUUAUAUCUCACACACAAAAAUUCCUGCAGUAUGCCCUAGCAUCAGAUAGUGUGAUUGAUCCCUGCCAACAUCCUUGUUUGUCUGCUCUUCCUAUCAUAUUUUUGAAAGCCAUCCGAGGUGUUGCCGGGCAAGUUGACGCUUUUCUAGGCAUAGCACGUUCAUUGCACAUGGACUUUGGACUGCUCUCUGAGAAGGAACGGAAAGACGGCUAUUCAUCCCCUUUCUCUUCCCCCUCUCUUCACUCUGGUGGAGCCCAUACCUCUUGCCCAAGUCCCCUCUCUACAACACCCACUCCUCUACCAACCAGACGUCUUGCCAAGAGUUUCAGUGUUACCCCUUCUACUGUCACAAAGGGAAUUCCAAAGUCAACUUUGAUAGGAUUGACUAGUAGUCGAGCUUCUCAUCAUACCCCCGCUACACCAAAUUCUGGACCAUCAUCGACCUCAAGCUUAUCAUCUAUUAUAUCACUAGGGUCAGAGUUUCGAAAUGCUCUAGCUCCAUCGCGGCCAAAGUGUAACAGUAUUCUCCAUUUGUUUGGUGAAUGGCUUUUUGAAGCUGCUCAAAUUGGUUGUGAGACAGCAUAUGUCAAUCGAGUAAAUGCCUCAUCUAGAUCCGAAUCUGGAAAUACCAAAAGGCCAAAUUCUGUUUUAAUGGACACUGCUAAUACAAGAAAAGGCAGCUCAUCUGUUGUGUCACUUUCUCAACCAGGUUCCCUCUCUUUGUCUGUGUCUGAUGAUUCUGAAAGCCUUUCAGGAACAGCUGCUGAUCGUUAUCAGGCAGGACGUGCAGAGGCUAUGGGUGCAUUGUGCCGAAUAUUCUGUGCUAAGAAAACAGGUGAAGAAAUUCUGCCUGUUUAUCUUGCUAGAUUUUAUCUCACUCUCCAACAAGGCCUCAGAGUUGGUGAGGGAUCUGAGUGCAGUGAAGUUCUAGCAAGCAUAUUACUGAACUCUGCUGAUCUAUUUCGGCUUGAUCUUGAUGGAGUCCAAGUUUUACUCCCCUAUGUCAUUGAUGCAUUAGAAGAGGUUCUUCCUGAUAAAGAACUGAAGCUAAAAUCUAAUACAGUGUCAAGAACUGAACUCAGGCGUGCUUCCAUUCAUCUUCUUCUUUCAGUUCUUGCACUUCCUCUACAUUUUCAGAAUUUGACAAUUAAGGACUUAAACCCCAAUACUGGUGUUGGGUGUGCUGAUCGUAGUCCUCUUACUUUUGCUCAGCUAAAACCUCGUCUCAUGAACCUCCUUAUUAAUGCCCUUCAGGUGGAAUCUGACCCUCAAAACACGCAAAUGCUUCUUGGUGGCUUAUUGUUGAGUGUGCAGGACUCAGCAGCAUUUGAACUUUCAGACCAGGUGGCACAACCAGAUGUGGUUGGAACUUCUGGUCUUGCAAACAGUGAUUGUGCAAGCAAUCUUCUUUCUUCAGCUUCUGAUACUAUGAGCUCCCUUAGCCUUCCCAGUCUGACCCCUAGCCAUGGUGAAGAUAUAGUGGAUGGUGCUGAAAGUGAUCGAGACCCUGGUAGUGCUUUGAGUUGGUUUGAACGUUUCGACCAACCCCCAACUUGCGGCAUCAACAAAUAUUCAGCACAUGCAUUGUUUGUGCGGGCUACAUAUUUAGUUUGCCAUCGGUUGAUAUCAAGCUGGAAAACAGACCUCAAUGUGUCUUUGGCAGCAUUAGAGCUGCUAUCUGGCUUGGCUCGUAUUACUAUUAAAGAAACAGAUUCCUUGGAAUGUAAGCGAGCUGUAAAGUGGUUAUGUGACUACAUUGUCUAUCAAUGCUGGCGACCACCACCUGCCCACUCCAAGGAUUUACAUUCCACAAUUGUAGCAGCUUUUCAAUGUUGUGCAAUUUGGCUUGUUGCUCACCCUUACUUGCUUCAAGAUAAAGAGUGUUUAGGAAUUGUCUUAGAAGUUGUGGAGUUGGGAAUCUCAGGGUCAAAGUCUGUAGGAAAACCUGGAGAACCUGUCAAGAUGAAAGAUGAGAAGGAGUUAAAACCAGCAUCCAUGCGUGUUCGUGAUUCUGCUGAGGCUUUGCUUACUGUUGUCUUGGAACAAGUUGGCUGCUUCCCAUCACCUUGUGGUGCUGAAUCAUUGUCGUCUCUUUUGGAUGAAGUUUCACUCUUACGCCACUGCAAUUCAUGGCCAACUGCUGGUGGUGGGCCAGCUGCCUCAAGUAGAGCAGCUGCUGUGCAGAGAUUUCGUUAUUUUGUUUUGGAAAACUCUACUGUGUUGGCCUUAUUAGAAGAACCUCUAGGGAACGACCAAGACCCUCAACCUACUGUUACUGUUUUGAUUCGCGGUCCCUUCGGUCGUCAUGCUUGGGCUAUGCAACUCCGUCACUUGCCUCGGCACAAAUCAGGAAUUCCUCACAAAACAGCUAUGGCAGGGAGUGGAAUGAGUCCUGGACGACCUGUCCCCUUGGCAGAGCACGGCAUACAUCAACCUAGUGCACAUAGGCACUUUCCAGAAAGUGUUGACCGUAUCCCUCAAUGCAAAAUAGACAAGUCCAUUCCAAGUCUGGACUCUCUUCUCACCAAUGAGACCACAGCAAUGGAGCAUUCACGUUUGGCCCAGCUUAUUGACAAACAAUCAUCCCUGGAGGCUGGAGGAAGCCUAGGGGUUAGUAAUAAUAACAACAAUAGUCAAUCAGAACAAACAAGCAAUGGAAGUUUUGGUUCAUCUAGCGGUCUUGAGAAAGAGUGCACCCCUCCACCAGUUGUACAUGAUUUCCAAACUGCAAGACUGUUUCUUUCCCAUUUUGGUUUCUUAUCUCUAGAUUCCCUACAGGACUGUGUGAGCUCUCCUGUUCCCCCUUUAACAGCUUUGGAUGCCUGCAAUUCUAAUUUUUGUGCAGAUCUUGAGGCUCUGGAUAACAUAGGUGUUAGAACGUGUGAUACUGCUCAUGUGUUCUAUGUUAGAGCUGGCCAGAAAACAGCAUCUGAAAUUGUUGAUAAUGUUCUCUCUGAAUCAAGUGUAAAUGACCACUUCCUUGAGAUGCUGCUCUGUCUUGGCUGGCCUGUUGAUGUACAUCAGCACCCUGGUUGGACUGGUCAUAUCAACACCAGCUGGAAAGUUCAGCCCCCUCCUCCAAUUUUGGAACAAUGGGUCAGCACAGAUCAUGGUGGGAGCUUGUACAAUGGUGAUACACAAGUUCUUUAUUGGGCAGAUGUUAGCUGUGAAAUUGCUUUUGUGGUACCUUCAGCUAAUAACCUGAGUGGUAGUUUUAAUGGACCCGACUCAGAACGUUUGGACUUGAACUUAAAUAUCAACAGUAGCACCAGCAGUCUAACAAGUGCAGCUAUUGCUCAGCAACAACAAAAUUCAAGAGGAUGGUAUGAGCGUAGUGUGUCUGACUGUGGAGGAGUGAAUGCGAUUGCCCGCAAUCUCAAACACCCAAGUCCAGGAUUGUCGGGUAAUGUUUCUGACAGACACACCCUUAACUUGGAUAAACCAAGGGCCUUUUCUCUUGAUUUGGAUAAAGGGGUAGUCCCUCAGACUGGCCCACCUGGUUCCAGUGAUAGUGGUAGGAGAAGAACUGGAACAUCAAGAAGUGCACCUGCUCACCAUGCACCCACCAAAGUUCUAAUAAUCUGGUUGGAAAGCUUUGAUGACAAUGUUUUUGUUCCACUUGGUGACUUGCUGUUGUACACAAGCACUGGCCUUGAAGGACCCUGUCCCCCAAGUGAUGCUUCUCAUCCUUCAGAGAGGGAUUCUUUUGUUAUUUUUCUACAUGCUCUACCAAGUGGAUUACUUAGAGUAAAACUUCAAGGGCCUCAGGGACGUAUGAGUUUGGCAACACCCCUAGUAGACGGGAUGGUUGUUAGUCGGCGGGCUCUGGGACCUCUUGUUCGUCAAACAGCUUUAAAUAUGUGUCGGAGGCGUAGAUUAGACAAUGACAGCUAUCAGCCUCCACAUGUGCGGCGGCGUUUGAAAGUGCAAGAGUUGGUUAGCAAGUAUCGCACACAUAUGACAGAACCUGAACUUCUCACCUAUCUCUUCCAUGAUCCUCCUCUGUGAUCUUACAUAAUGUAUCUGUGAUUAAUCUGUAUUUGACCAUCGCAAGUAUUAGUGUUCUACUUCUCUGUUGUUGUUUUGUUUGUGAGAAAUUCUCUUAUAUUUUUAUUUAUUUCUGUAUGGGUAUUGUGCUGUGACUAUUAAUUAUCCCUCUGAUAAAAGUUAAAAUGUAUUUUUAUCGACUCAACCUUGUAUUGGCACUGUACUUCAUUACAUUACUUCUUAUUAUAUGAGACCUGUAUUAGGACUUAAUGCCAUCUAUGACAUGGCUAUCAUUAUAGGCUUCUGUCAACUAAUUACUACCAAAGUUUAGUUGUGUUCUCUUUAUUAAUUUUGUUUUAGUAUUUCUAGCUUUUUUAAAAAAAAAGUUUCAGUACUA
Messenger RNA from Frankliniella occidentalis (western flower thrips), 5702 nucleotides. RefSeq names its product ral GTPase-activating protein subunit beta. The transcript is spliced from 28 exons. The record is from RefSeq and is a predicted model, not a curated record. Bases 305 to 5326 code for a protein of 1673 amino acids. Gene Ontology annotation, molecular function: GTPase activator activity. Gene Ontology annotation, biological process: activation of GTPase activity; regulation of small GTPase mediated signal transduction. Lineage: Eukaryota; Metazoa; Arthropoda; Insecta; Thysanoptera; Thripidae.